AUGCACAACUCGAUUCAAGGAGCUACUAUUGGCGGCCGUCCUCAGGACACUUCAAACACAGUCCCUCUAGGAAGCGCCGACUUUCUCAACGAGAAUCUAAGCAUGCCUCUGCUCUUAUUUACCGACGACGAAGCAGACACACUUGUCUACAUCGAUCCCGGUCCUGCGCAACCAGGUGAAGGGAAUAGUCACCAAUCCCAUCGCUGGGUAUUCGGUACACAGACAACAGUACAAGCCAUCCCACACCGAAUACACAGUCGGAAACUGCUCGAUACAGGAUCAGAUGUGCUAAAAGAUCUCUUCAGGCCUCGUAAUCAAGCACGCGUCCGCAAGCGCUAUGGUCUCACCAACGACAUGCCCCUGGGCGUCAAGUACGCUAUCGAUCUGACUCCCCCUUCCGAGGGCGAGGAGGCAGUCAUCUUCAUGACGGAGCUGUCGUGUCCAAUGGGUGUACGGAAAUGGGCACAAAUGCAAUCACGAUGGGCUCUUCCUCAAUCCUGUGUGAGCGGACAAGAUGAAAUCGAAUGGAUCAGAACUGUGGACGACGUGGCGCCUGCUCCCAUAAUUGUUAACGCAGAUGACGAAACCAAAAAAGAUAAAGAUCGCCGAAAGCAGGAUAAGAAAGAAGCAAAAAAAGCUAGAAAGCAAGCAGAGAAGGAAGCCAAAACGGCUGAUCAACCUCAACGUGUUGAAAUGCCUCGUAGGAUUAUGAAUUUGCAGGGAAAUCUGCCCACCUUACGAGCUGACUUGGAUCCGCCUCCUUCGUACGAAGAAAGCGAAGAUAAUUACCAGAAGGCAGCCCCGCUGCAGAAAAAACCGGAAUCUCCAAAGGAGAAAACUAAGAAAAUACCAGGUCUCCCAUUCGAUUACUCGCCCUCCCGACAUCGAACAUGUCUGGAGCGCUUCCUGCAUGCUCUUGAAGGCCUUGAUCCGAAGCUCGAUACAGCGCCGAAACUAUGGACAUACUUUGCUUUGGCAAAGAUCCUACAAGUCGCCACACACCCGGCAGUCGGCGAUCACGUAUUGGUCUGGUUGUAUAACCGGACGAACACCAUGUUCAUCGAAGUGAACCCGGAGUUAGCUUACAAAAUUGGGUGCGGUUUACAAUGCCGUCCUCUGUGUCAAACCUCAUUUGCAAUCCUGGUUGGAGAGGAAAGCUUGUUACUUCUGGACUCAUCGAUAAAGGGCGAAGUGCCCAAACGGAAGGCUCUCACCGUUCAUGGCCGCAACCGUGAACCACUGGACGAUACAGAAGUACAGCGAGUAGAGUACGCCAGCAAAGUCUUCCUUGACCGAAUAUUGAACGAAUUCAUCAAGCUCGCUGGUACCCGAAUGGAAUGGGUAGAAGAAGCGGUAAAGGAGAAACUCGACAAAUGGCUUCUUCUUGACUACACAGAACACCAACAGGCUAUUGAGGAGCUCUUCGAUUUUUGCAAGCUGUAUGUUCGCUGCCAGAUAUAUCAGGUCCUGAUGCAGCCAUCUACACCAAACACGGAACUUAGAUUUCAUUCAAAUGAUUCUUCUGAAUAUCCAGGCAUCAAUUACUACAUCGCCCGCUCGACCAUGCACCCUUUGUGUCGCAUAUUCACUCGCGGGUUUUGGAAAUCCCUCUCUACAGACCUUCCCGUGCUGACGGACGCACAUACCUGGAUUCAUUCAUCGCUAGACUGCUUGGCACCUGGCAUACCGAACCUCAAAGAUCAGGACCUUGCCGCGAUCCGUCCUAUAUCACCAUUUGAGGUUGACCGAGUCUUUACGAAAUUCCAAAAAGCGGUGGGUAUGAACUGGGCCGAUUUUGUUAUCUUUCAAAUGGCGAUCAAGAAGCAUCUGGAUAAAAUAACGACUCGUAUCGCUGGACCUCCGCUAUACGAUCAGGUUGCCUCGUCCAUGUUCGACGUCCCGUUUGAUAUUGUCGAUACACUUGUAUGUCUACAAGAGGAUGAAUUCAAGUUUCUGCCUCUAUGGGCCGGAGGGUUUGAUGAUGGUACCGGCGGCGUCUUUGACGAUCAGUCUGUUCCAAUUCUGGAAGAAGGGGGAUUCUCAACUGCAGGUCCUUCCGUGCAUUUGGGUAGCGUCCAGGAUCCGGACGAGGUUGCUUCCAUGGACUCGUUUGAGUCUAUCCGUCCCGAUGAGGCGGCCAGUACAGUACAUCGCGCUUCACAUGAAGCUACGGACAGCCAUGCUUCUACGACAGUCGUAUCUGCGGCGACCUCGGUGUCUGACUUUGAGCUUGUCGGGCGUGUGCACGAGUUGAAUAUCAGGAGUGUGAAUGGGUCUGUGGUGAGCGGCGACGAUGAUGUGCAAAUGAAUGAUACCGUUGAGGACGAGUUUGAUUACUUUGAUGACGAAUACGACGACGACGAUGAUGAUGAUGAUGACGAUACGAUUGGGAGUUUUUCUGAUGUGGAGGGUAUGCGGUCAUGA
Molecule: messenger RNA, 2424 nt
Organism: Talaromyces amestolkiae
Lineage: Eukaryota; Fungi; Ascomycota; Eurotiomycetes; Eurotiales; Trichocomaceae
Exons: 1
Coding region: 1-2424 (807 amino acids)
Source: RefSeq, a predicted model, not a curated record